GGCAAGGAAUUAUUCAAAAAUCUGAAUUUGUGUAAAGAAAGUUUAGAAAUAAGAAUCAAGUUUACGAUCAUAAAGUCCAAUUUUGAAUGUACAAUAUUUUAUUUGAAUUGUUGUUUUUGCCUAAGCCUCGAGGAAAUCCAGGAGCUGCGCCCUUAUUGCAGGUAUGUGUUAGAAAUGAGAAAAUGAUUCAUUUCCUAAUAUACCAUGCAGCAGGACAUCUAAAUGAUCCCAUUUUUGAAGCCUUGAAGCCUGAGCAAUAAAAUUGUUAAACAAUCCAUAUAUAAUUUCAAUAUCUAAAGAUGCAUCCCAAAUUCAAUACUUUUAACAGUAUAGACUACUGUAGAUUCCGUUGAUGCUACCAAGUGCAGAUUCAUGUAAAAUCAAACGGCACAGUACUAUGAUUCGGUACCUUAAUGCAUCAUUGUGAUAUGGAGGGAAUGGCAAUUUUCCAUAGCACUCAUGAAAAUAGCAUUGCAUGCACAAUACUGUGAUUAUGUCAGAUGGCACUAAUGCAGUAAACAAAGCAAGUAUGACUAAAAGAAAUCAUGAGAUAAUGGCUAUGUUUUUGAAAAUGCGAUGCUGACUGUGGCCUCUACAAUUUCUGAAUAAAAUGUAAGAUGAGCAGCGGUAAUUCUAAUCUAAGGAAGUGGGAUUUUCUUAAGGCUGUAGAGAGCAGAGUUUGACACCCUAGGAUCCUGGGCUAGCAGUGAGGGGCAGCUGAAUCAGUAUUUUCAUCUACUUCAGCUAAAUAACUAUUGUUUAAGACAAAAUGAACAUGAUACUCAAAAUAGGGAUCAAUGAGUAUCAAGGCAGAUUCCCAGGUAAAGGGAUCUGCCCGGAUUCAAUCAGUUCAAAUAUGAAAAGUAACAAAAUUCAUAUUGUAUGUGUUCAACUUCCACUCAGUAGUUAAAUCCAUUAUUAUUUUAUCUACCUUCUCCAAUGGAGGAAGAAAAAAAAAAUUUAAAUGAAUAUUAUAGAAAUAAGCCGGCUAUGAGAGCAGCAAGCUCCUAAAAAUGGCAUUGCUAUUCUAAAAUAAAUUUUGUAUUCACACCAAGAAUUUCCUUCAUUAAAAACAUAUUGUGCUCUGCAAAGUUACACAGGUUCUGUUCUCCCACCGGUACAAGAUGGAUUCUCAAGCAUUUGUAAACUCAGAAAUAUUGCGACAAUUCUGCUUUCAGGCGAGAUUAAUGGCAAUGCAGAUUUGGCGAGAAAUUUUUGUCAAAGUAACACCAGCCAAAUCUAAUUUUUAACAGUCUUAAAAUGAGUAUAUAUAUUUCAAAGAAAAAAACUAUGUCUGGUUGCCCUGAUUACAUAAUUUACUGUAACUUAAAAGAAAUUGUUAUGGGUUAAUAAAAUUUUCUAGAAAGAGAGUGACUACACUGUUGACUUAGAUACAGAUAUGUUACGUAAUUAAAGCAAACAAGUUUUACACACAAGAAAUAAAGCUUUCUAAUAUACUUUAUCUUUAUCACACAUACUGGACUUUGUCUCAUAAGCUGAGGGUGACUCAGGUUAAAAUGUGAGCUGAGUAUCAGUCAGGAUUCUGCUUCCGGACAACAGACAGGCAGCUCAGGCGUAAUCUCUGGAACUGGGUUCUUCAACGGCUGAGAAGUGCUGAUUAUACUUGAAAAUGUCCAACUCUGUCACAGUAUUUCUGGCAGUACUCUGCUGUUUUUUGCCAAGACCCUCUGACUCUAGCAAGAUCCUGGUGGUACCUGUUGACGGCAGCCACUGGAUCAACAUGAAGAUUAUCCUUGAAGAGCUUCACUCCAGGGGCCAUGAAAUCACAAUUUUGCACUCAGCCAAGAGCUGGUUCAUUUCCAGUAACUCCUCCAUUUAUACCUCCAUUCAUGUUCCAAUGCUAGAGGAUGAGACAAAUGCAAAUUUUAUGAAAUUGAUAGAAGAUGGAAUACAGUGCCGAAGGUAUCCUACUUUUAUACGCUCAUUUUGUCAACAGAAUUUGCUGACACAGAUGUUAGAGGAGGGCCAUAAGGGUUUAGCGCGAUUAGCAGGUAAAACUUUAGAGGAUCCAGUGUUAAUGCAGAACUUACAGGAUAGUAAGUUUGAAAUAAUUUUGACAGACCCUGCUUUUCCUUUAGGGGUUAUUGUGGGUGGUUACCUUAAGCUGCCGAUGGUCUUUAAUGUCCGCUGGAUUAAUAAUGGAGAAGGUCAUCAAACUAUAGCCCCUUCUCCUGUCUCUUAUGUGCCUGUAUCAGGAAGUGAACUUCAGGAUCAGAUGGAUUUUCCAGAGAGGAUUAAGAAUAUGUUGCACUAUUUCUAUAAUAUUUAUGAGAUGUACUACAUUAUAAACCCAGCCUACUCAGAUGUGUUCAAGAAACACUUUCCUCCUGGCACAGACAUGAUUUCUUUGGAUCUUUCAGCUGAUAUCUGGCUUUUUAGGGGAGAUUUCGUUUUUGACUUUCCACGGCCCACCAUGCCUAAUGUGGUGUACAUAGGGGGGUUCCAGUGCAAAGAAGCCCAACCUCUCCCUGAUGAUUUGGAGGAAUUCAUGCAGAGUUCUGGAGAACAUGGGGUUGUGAUCAUGUCUUUGGGAACAGUGGUGUCAGCUCUGUCUUCAGAUAUCACAGAAGCAAUAGCUGCUGCAUUUGCUGAGCUCCCUCAGAAGGUGAUUUGGCGGUUUGUGGGUGACAAACCUUCAUCACUAGGAAAUAAUACCCGGCUAGUAAAAUGGUUUCCCCAAAAGGACCUUUUAGGACACCCUAAGACCCAUCUCUUUAUAGCCCAUGGGGGAACCAAUGGAAUGUAUGAAGCCAUCUAUCACGGUGUUCCUGUUCUGGGUUUACCCCUGAUGUUUGAUCAGUUUGACAACUUACUCAAGCUGAAGGUGCGCGGUGCAGCUCGAGUGGUGGAGAUCGGAUCUCUGACCAAAGAUAGUUUCCUGGAGGCUCUGAAGGACAUCUUAGAAAAUCCAUCUUACCGUAAAAACAUCCAACAUCUCUCUCAGCUACACCGUGACCAACCAAUGUCUCCAAUGGACACUGCCAUCUUCUGGAUAGAGUAUGUCAUCAGGAACAAAGGAGCUGCUCACCUGAAGUCAGCAGGUUUUAAUCUGCCUUGGUAUUCCUACUUCUGUUUGGAUGUUGCAGCCUUUCUUUUGGCCAUAACUGGAACCUUCAUCAUGGGUUCAGUCUUUGUCUGCAGGUUUCUCUGCUGCAGGAAAUCCAAAAAGAAAAUAAAAGCAGAGUAAAUCACCAUAAACACAUUUUGCUCAAGAAUUGUAUGUCUAUGUUCACCUAAAAGAACUGAUAGUGACAAAAAAAAAUCAUCUGUAAUGCAUUUAAACCUAUUUCCAACAAUUUUAGGCUAUGACUAUAUGUAUUGCAAAGAAGAGUCUGUUUUUGGGGG
This is a messenger RNA of Cyprinodon tularosa, 3366 nucleotides long. RefSeq names its product UDP glucuronosyltransferase 5 family, polypeptide G1 (gene ugt5g1). NCBI's taxonomy places the organism in Eukaryota, Metazoa, Chordata, Actinopteri, Cyprinodontiformes, Cyprinodontidae. The record is from RefSeq and is a predicted model, not a curated record. The transcript has 2 exons. Bases 1631 to 3208 code for a protein of 525 amino acids. Gene Ontology annotation, molecular function: UDP-glycosyltransferase activity.